Messenger RNA from Magallana angulata, 4302 nucleotides. RefSeq lists its product as uncharacterized. The record is from RefSeq and is a predicted model, not a curated record. The coding region runs from base 1 to 1902 and encodes 633 amino acids. The transcript is spliced from 2 exons. Lineage: Eukaryota; Metazoa; Mollusca; Bivalvia; Ostreida; Ostreidae. Gene Ontology annotation, molecular function: ubiquitin-protein transferase activity; protein binding; zinc ion binding. Gene Ontology annotation, biological process: positive regulation of DNA-templated transcription. Gene Ontology annotation, cellular component: chromatin; nucleoplasm.
AUGGCGGAUUCACAAAACUGCGAUUCAGAGACAUCUGAAGAAUACUCUGAGGAGGAGGAGGAGGAGGAAGAUGAGGAGGAGGACGUGGAGGAGGAGGAGGUGGAGGAGGAGGAGGUGGAGGAGGAGGAAUUAUAUUCUGAUGAAGAUGAUUUUUGGGAUGUAAGUGAAUCUGAAGAAGAAAACGACGAAUCUGAAGAAGAAAACGACGAAUCACCAUCAGAUAGCGAUAACAAAGACAGUGCAUCAACAAAACCAAAAGUGUUGCACACAAUCCGCAGUGCCCAAUACGCCAUACUUUGUAAUCUUUGCAGCAGGUCUUCUGUCACAAGCUAUUGUGUUCCUUGUUGCGUAAGUCUCUGCAGUAACUGUGUUGACAAACACCAUUGUAGUAAAUUCAAACCCCACAAAGUUGUGCCGUACCAAGACAAACAUAUGUAUGCUGCCACUAAAUACCCGAAAUGCAAGGAACAUGUUAAAAACAAAUGUCAAUUUUACUGUGAAGACUGCGACAUUCCUCUCUGUCAUACAUGCGUUUCAUCGGACAAACAUAGAGGGCAUAAAAUAUCAGACGAUCUGGGAAAAAGCAAAAGGGAAAAAGUUAAAAAGGAUUUGAAAGAAUUGAAGGAAAAAAUAUAUCCCUUAUACCAAAAAAUAGCGCUGGAUUUACAAGAAGAAAAAACCGCCGUCAAAAAACAUUACAAAAGGCUUGAUGCUGCCGUAUCAAAAUAUGGAGACAUCUUGUUGGAAAAAAUGAAAGCUGUUGUUGAAAAGGGAAAAUUAUGUAUUAUUGAAGGGAAAUCAAAACACAUUUCGACCUUAGAAAAACAGGAAAAUAGAAUUGCUAAGAAAAUGUCUAAAUUAGAACGGCACAUUCUUGAACUGAAACAAUUGCUUGAAACCAGUAAUGAAUUUAGCGCCUCUGAAUACGAAUCAAAGAAUUCAAAGUUCAACAGAAUGCCAUCUCGGAAGAUCAUUCCACUUCUCAAAUUUGUACCGAAUAUGAUAGAUGAAAGCGUUUUACACCAAAAUUUUGGUCAUCUUACUUUUUCAGCUGUCACACAGGAUAAAGAUGGCUUUAUCAUGACAAAUCCUACAGCCUACAAACUAGAAAUUAUCAAAACUGUAGCAACUGGGAAAAAGGGAUGCCUAAGCAGUGUAGAAUGUUGUAAUAAUAGCGAAGUCUGGACAACCUGGGGCAAAAUCAUGAAAUUACACAAUCUGAAUGGAGAACUUCUGAAGUCAAUUAAAACCAAAUCUGGGUAUAAUGUGGGGGAUAUAACAACGACAAAGAAAGGCUAUCUGGUUUAUUCUGAUCCAGACUCUAAAACCAUCAACAGGAUGAAGAAAAAAACCAUAAAAGAAGUUAUCACAUUGCAUGGAUGGACACCUUGCAGUGUUUGCAGUACUUCCCUUGAUGGCCUAUUAGUGAUCAUGACCAGCAAUGACAAGAAACAAUCAAAAGUUAUUCGCUAUACGGACAGCUUCGAAGAAAGCAUUACAGCUCAAUUUGAUGACAAAGGCGUGCCUCUGUAUUCCAAAAGCAGCAACACAAAGUAUGUCAGUGAGAAUAAAAAUCUUGAUAUCUGCGUGGCAGACAUGGGAUCUCGUUCUGUAGUAGUUGUCAAUCAGAAUGGUCGUCUUCGGUUUAGAUACACAGGCUCUCCCUCUUUUUUAACAAUGUCACUCAAACCAGACGGCAUCGCCACAGACGGCCACAGUCAAAUUUUGACUGCGGACAGUAACAAUAAGAGAAUCCACAUUUUAGAUCAAGAUGGACAUUUUCUCCGUUAUAUUGAAGUUGACAAAUCGGAUUGUCCAUUUUGUUUAUGUGUCGAUACCAAUAACACACUGUUUGUGGCUGGAAAAAAGAGUGGAGAAAUAAAGAUGAUCACUUAUACUUAAAUAAAACACUCAAAGUGUUGUAACAUGUUAUUGAACCUAUGCUAUUAGUGCAUGGUGUCAACAGUUUUAGUUUAUCAAUGUAUCCAUGUGCAACAAUGAUUUCAUUCAAGAUUGACAUCAUUCAUUAAAUUCAAUGAGCACUUUAAAUGUUAUGCGAAGACAAUAAAAGCUGACAAAUUGAUACAGCAAUAUUAGGGGUUACCACUACUUAACUUUAUAAGAAUAGGGUGCAUAUCAGUGAAUCUUUGAGCUCUUUGUCUUUAGGAAAGAAGUAGACAGCCGUCGCACAGAAUAAAACUCUAUCAAGAUUACCAUUUAAAAAAUGUUUGUGUUAAUAUGCUAUGCCCGUGAUCAAGAAGAAUGCAGAUCAAAACAAAAGUAGACACUGUUCUGUAGGCUUGAAAGAUCAGAUCAAAAGACAAUUUUAAUUCCACUUAAUCACAUAGCGGAAUGCCAAAUCGCUGAAUUAAGGGAAUUAUUGGAAACGUGCCAGUUUUCUCAGUGAUUAUCGAUCAAUUAAGGGACAUUUUGCAAAUAACAGACAUUGGGGAGAAUUCACAAAAAAUUAUAUAUUAUACACUUUGAGAACGAAAAAGAAACAAGUCACGCAAAAACACACUCUAAUGAUUGAGAAAUUCCGUGUGGUGUAGAUAAAGGAAAAUAAACGGAAUCAAGUAUUGGCUGAGGAUGUUUUGAUUGAAAUGGUUAAAUGUUUAACUAAAUUUGACAAAACCUAAAUAUUACUGUGAACGUGUUUUAUUUAACUUGUACUAUAUUUGGCAAAUAUUGAUUACUGUAAACCAACUUUUUUCGCGUUUCGCGAGGUUCGCAAAAGCUUUUAUAACAACACGGGUCUUGAUAGAGCUUGGUCGCAAACAUUAGUCGUUGCGAACCAGUUUAUGGGAAGUUACUCGCGAAAUAAAGUCGGCGCGAAUAAAAGUUGGUUUACAGAUUUCAACAUUUCAGACGUAGAUUUGAUUUAGCAAAUUCUGAAUGUAUUUAACAUGCUUAGACAGGGUGAUACAUCAAUUUUGAUACCAUUACAACAUUUCACACUUUUGUUCAUUUAGAAAUGUAUUAUUGAAUUAGCUUUCAUUUUAAUUUCCUUUGGCUACAGUAUGAAAUGAAAUAUGAACCAUAUUUUUUUUUAUCAUUUUGUUGUUGACUGUGCAAAAUUUCAUAACUAAUUAAAAGACUAAGCAGUCAUUUAACUGCAUUAUGAAACUUGAUCCCCUUAAUCUGUUAUCUAUCCUUUGCUGUAAAAAUUGUAGCCGAUGUAAAACUUUGCAGAAACUGCUUGGAAUUUAGAUAUCAAUUCUGCAUCACACUGGUUUAUUGGUAAUGAGGAAAAUGAACAACCACGAGCAACAAGGACAAUAGAUUGUUACGUACCAGCUAUCAUCUAAAAAAGCAGCAAAAGUAAGAAAGAAAUGCAAGCAAUGUUAUCCAAAAUAAUAUCAUUUAUGACUCCUUGCAGGUUGAUUGGAAGCAUAAAAAUUAGAGAACAGUAAGAAUGGUUGUAUAUGGUUGGAAGUAAAAAUUAGACACCCUAAUUAUAUAACAUAAUACAUUGUAUUAGAAUUGAUGGAUCAUUCUGUAUAUAUGUUUGAUAUGAUAUUGAGUGAUGUUCUUGAUUUAAUUAAAGCAGUUUUCAACCUAAAAGUUUCUUGUAAUACAAGUUGAACGUGAUUUACAUGAAUCAAAAUCGAAGUACAAGUAGAUAAAAAUCCUCGAUUCUAGUAUCAAAGCCCUUAAGAAUGAUUUCAUUUUUCAAAAGUAGAAGACAAUCUAACUGCGCAGCACUGUUAAUGCUGGAAUUUGGAGGCAGGGUUUAUUUUGAUAAACUUUGAACUCAUGAAUAUUCAUUAGAUAUGCUAUUUAACCUAAAUAACAUAUACAUGUAUAAAUGGUAAUUGAUUACUUUAUGGAUUUGAUUUCUUGUUAAAAAGAGUUAAAUCAAAUAUCAAACCCCUCACUGUGUAAUAAUGAUCAUUAUUUACUUAUUUUCAAUGAAAACAUUAAUUGCUUCCGAAGCUUGUAUCGAUCCGUGACGCGUCGACUAUUUUUAGCUGCUAGGAAGAUGGCAAGCGUGGGUGUAAACAGGUGCGCCGAAAUGUUGUGGAUUGAUACUAUGCGUGUAGAUGUCGAAGUAUGCAGGAGAUAUGGUAAGUAUUGGACAAAUCAUUCCAUAAAUUAACGCAAGCAGUAUGAUAAGAAACGUAAACGCAGUAGUGUUUGCCAUAAUUACAAAUUGAUGUACGGAGCGAGAUGUGUUCCUACGGCCACAUCUUGUAAAUAAUGAUAAAGUUUUAUUUACUUAAACAACGCACCUACAUAUCAUUUUGUUUCACCGAUGAUUAUAUGUCAAUUCGUUAUUUGCAUAAAACAUAUUAUUUUAAA